AUUACCCACGACAGAUAAUCGAUCCAUCUCCAGAUUAAACCCCCGUGCGUGCGGAAGCAACAACAGACCCGAUCGACCCCUCUUAAUUUCCCGGUGCAUAAGCAAUUGCUCAAUCAACUCGAUGACGAAGAUUUUCAGGUGCAGCUUCAACCGGUCCAAGCAACCCGAGCCGCCAGAGGAGGAAGAAUCGUCCGCGGCCGCAGCAGCAUGGGAGUAUGUGGAUCUCGAGGACGGCCAAGGCAAACACGGCGGCGGCAUGGACUCUGACGCCUCACCCACGGUCGGCGUUGUCGCCACCAUCGCCAUUGUCAUCUAUUGCGUACUAGUGGGAUGUGUCUACCUGGGCGUCGCCUACAUCUAUCACGACAUCACACUGGCUGGAUACGUAGCCUUUGUUGGCGCCAUGUUACUCGCCAUGGUGGCCAUCUUUCUGUCCCGUCUCGUCCCCGGUGGCUUCUCGUGGUGGACGACUACGGUUUCUGAUUGAGACCCCUUCAUUGUCUCCAUUGCAUCUGUGUGAGUAUUAAUCUGUUAUCAUCGUCAUUAUA
Triticum aestivum (bread wheat) is the source of this 548-nucleotide messenger RNA. RefSeq lists its product as uncharacterized. The record is from RefSeq and is a predicted model, not a curated record. NCBI's taxonomy places the organism in Eukaryota, Viridiplantae, Streptophyta, Magnoliopsida, Poales, Poaceae. The transcript is spliced from 2 exons. The coding region runs from base 122 to 487 and encodes 121 amino acids.